CGCCCCCUGAAAAUCCCCGCCAUAAACGAGUACGGGCCUGGAUUGGAGGUAGUUGUAGUAGCUGUGAUUGAAGUAUACGUGUUGACUACGGAUAAACUAUGCAGCAUGGAAUCCACAGAUGCACGGAGUAGAUCCAGCAUCAUCAUACGAUGCUGAAACCUCGAUCACCCGCAAGAUAACGAGCCCCCUUGGCUAUGAGGAUUUCUUAUCCGACGUCAAUUCGAAACGGAGGGCCUUGGUUAUGAGAUUUGAUAAUCGUCGCGGUGCCCUGGGUUCCCCGGCAGCGGGCCUUCUGGCUGGAUGAAAUGGAGCCGGCCAAGACUUUGGAUGCUCCACCGUUGACGACUGCGUGGUCCAGGGCCCUGCGGAAUCCUGGGAUCUUCGGGGAGGGAAAAAGAGGGUACGUAUGUGGGUGAGUGUACUCCGUACACGGUGUAUGGCUAUGCUGCCCCCCCGUAUGGUAAUCCGCGAGCGUAGAGGUGGGGUGGAAUGCGUGGAAGCCUUCUCUGCGUUGUCGUGCUCAGUGUACCACCUUUAAGGGCCCUGGGACCCGUGUUCUUCGCUUUCUUCGACUUACUCGUUCCUUGUUCCUUGUUCCUUCUUCUCUUCUCUCUCAUCCCUCUCAUCUUUUCAUCCUCCCCGUGUUUCUUGCCACGGUUGUGUAUUAUCUCUUUUCGGGGACGAUCUCACAAAAGUUUCCUUUCUUGUUGAUCAUUCUACCACUGCCAAUUCCCUUCUUCUAUACCCUCCCCUCCAUCUUCCAUAUCACAUCAUGGCCAACGCUCCUCACGGUGGUGUCCUGAAGGACCUGCUCGCUCGCGAUGCUCCCCGCCACGACCAGCUCGCCGCCGAGGCCGAGACCCUCCCCGCCGUCGUCCUCACCGAGCGCCAGCUCUGCGAUCUCGAGCUGAUCAUGAACGGUGGUUUCUCUCCUCUCGAGGGUUUCAUGAACCAGGCCGACUAUGACCGUGUCUGCCAGGACUGCCGUCUCGCCGAUGGAAAUGUCUUCUCUAUGCCCAUUACCCUCGACGUCACCCAGCAGGUCGUCGACGAGAACAAGCUCAAGGCCGGUGCCCGCAUUACUCUGCGCGAUUUCCGUGAUGACCGCAACCUGGCCAUCCUGACCAUUGACGAUAUCUACCGGCCCGACAAGACCAAGGAGGGCGAGCUCGUCUUCGGUGGUGACCCCGAGCACCCCGCUAUCGUUUACUUGAACCAGACGAUCAAGGAGCUGUACAUUGGUGGCAAGGUCGAGGCUGUCAACAAGCUCAACCACUACGACUAUGUCGGUCUGCGCUACACUCCCGCUGAGCUGCGCGUCCACUUCGACAAGCUGGGCUGGUCCCGCGUCGUCGCUUUCCAGACUCGUAACCCCAUGCACCGUGCUCACCGUGAGCUGACCGUCCGUGCCGCUCGCUCCCGCCAGGCCAAUGUCCUGAUUCACCCCGUCGUCGGUCUGACCAAGCCCGGUGACAUUGACCACUUCACCCGUGUCCGCGCUUACGAGGCCCUCCUCCCCCGCUACCCCAACGGCAUGGCCGUUCUGGGUCUGCUCGGCCUGGCCAUGCGUAUGGGUGGUCCCCGUGAGGCCAUCUGGCACGCUAUCAUCCGUAAGAACCACGGUGCCACUCACUUCAUUGUCGGCCGUGACCACGCUGGUCCCGGUAGUAACUCCAAGGGUGUCGACUUCUACGGCCCGUACGAUGCCCAGCACGCCGUCGAGAAGUACAAGGAUGAGCUCGGUAUCGAGGUUGUCGAGUUCCAGAUGGUCACUUACCUGCCCGACACCGACGAGUACCGCCCCGUCGACCAGGUUCCCCAGGGUGUCAAGACCCUGAACAUCUCCGGUACCGAGCUGCGCCGCCGUCUGCGCACCGGCGCCCACAUCCCCGAGUGGUUCUCCUACCCCGAGGUUGUCAAGAUCCUGCGCGAGUCCAACCCCCCUCGCAACGCCCAGGGUUUCACCAUCUUCCUGACUGGUUACAUGAACUCCGGCAAGGACGCCAUUGCCCGUGCUCUCCAGGUUACCCUGAACCAGCAGGGUGGUCGCUCCGUCUCCCUGCUGCUGGGUGACACCGUUCGCCACGAGCUCUCCUCCGAGCUGGGCUUCACCCGCGAGGACCGCCACACCAACAUCCAGCGCAUUGCUUUCGUCGCCUCCGAGCUGACCCGUGCCGGUGCCGCCGUCAUCGCCGCCCCCAUCGCCCCCUACGAGGUCUCGCGGAAGUACGCCCGUGACGCCGUCUCCCAGGCUGGCAACUUCUUCCUCGUCCACGUCGCUACUCCCCUCGAGUACUGCGAGAAGACCGACAAGCGUGGUAUCUAUGCCAGCGCUCGUCGUGGCGAGAUCAAGGGCUUCACCGGUGUCGAUGACCCCUACGAGGCUCCUGAGAAGGCUGACCUCGUUGUCGACGCCUCCAAGCAGUCCGUUCGUAGCAUCGUCCACGAGAUUAUCCUCGUGCUCGAGAGCGAGGGCUACUUCGAGAAGGCCCAGCAGUAAAUUAUUGAAAUGCAUUGCUGGAUGAUUGAUUGAUGGAUCUUGUUACUUUUUUCCCUUUUAUUUCCCUUUUGGAGCUUUAUUUCCCAUAGAGAUGUCUAUUUGCUUUUUAAUUGCAAUUGGAUUCCCCCAAUUAGAUGUUAGAAUUAAGCUUUAAACCACAAAUCCUUUGGAAUUCUUACGAUGGUGCGGUAUAGCGCAGAUUGAGCUUCUUCAGAUAUUCGGGAGUCUUCAAUGCUGCAGAGUAUACUCCGUACUCCGUAUUCGGCCUGCCGAC
Molecule: messenger RNA, 2774 nt
Organism: Penicillium brasilianum
Lineage: Eukaryota; Fungi; Ascomycota; Eurotiomycetes; Eurotiales; Aspergillaceae
Source: the annotation of a GenBank genome assembly